Linum trigynum is the source of this 2718-nucleotide messenger RNA. Lineage: Eukaryota; Viridiplantae; Streptophyta; Magnoliopsida; Malpighiales; Linaceae. The record is from the annotation of a GenBank genome assembly.
UGUUACAAAUUAAAGGUUUGUGACCGUUUUGUAGUAAGUGCAAAGGUUUGUUACCAUUUAUGCUAAUUACCCCACUAUUGUGGAUCAAAUAACACCUAACCAAAUAGGCCGGAACAGAUUGGGUCACAGGUGGAAAAAUAACUUCCUCUUCAUAAUAACUUGCUCAGUUGCUAUGGCAAUUGGGUUACAAAUUUUGCUCCGUGAGACCAUUUCAAAUCACCAGUGGACGUCCGUCAGAAAACGACCCUUGUUGGCGACUGUGCCACUAACACCUUCCUAGUCCACAAUCCCAAACCCUCUGACCAAAACUCCACACAACCGCCCGAGCUACUGAGGAAGAUGACGAAUUCAGAAGGAAAAAUCCAAAAGAUCCUCUGGUCCAAUCAGGGAAGACGAAGAUGAGAAUACGAACAAGUAAAUUUAAUCAAUCAGAUUCGAACAGGAACCAAAAAAAAAUUAAGAGAAUCAAACAAGAAAUCUCUGGACAAUCAGACCAAAUUCCCAUCAUUGCGUCCAGUCCACACUUACCCAACUUGCAUUUGCAUGUGCUCUCUCUCUCCCAUUUACAAGUAAAUUCUUACCCUCCAUAAGUAGCCCACUGUAAACCUGCCACCACAACCCAUUCUUCUCUCCCGCCAUGGCAGCAGCUUCAGCGCCACAAACCAAUGGCGCAGACAAAACAGAGAAAUCCGCCUUGGAGAUCGAGAAACACCAAGAACAAGAAGAAGAAGAAGCAGAGCCCAAUUACAGAGGAUGGAAAUCCAUGCCUUUCAUCAUCGGAAACGAGACGUUCGAGAAGCUAGGAGCAAUCGGCACGCUCUCCAACUUGCUCAUCUACCUCACCACCGUCUUCAACCUCUCCAACAUCAAAGCCGCCACCAUCAUCUCCGUCUUCAACGGCACCGCAAACUUCGGCACCCUCGUCGGCGCCUACAUCUGCGACACUUUCCUCGGCCGCUACAACACCCUCGCCGCCGCCUCCCUCGCCUCCUUCCUCGGGCUGCUUCUGAUUCAACUGACAGCAGCAAUCCCGGGCCUGCACCCGCCGUCAUGUGGGAAAUCAUCCGACGCCGCCACGUGCAAGCAACCGACAGGAGGCCAAAUGAGCUUCCUCCUGACUGGAUUUGCACUCAUGAUAAUCGGCGCCGGCGGGAUCCGACCCUGCAACCUGGCAUUCGGAGUGGAUCAGUUCAACCCGAAUACAGAGUCGGGCAGAAGAGGGAUAAACAGCUUCUUCAAUUGGUACUUCUUCACCUUCACCUUCGCCAAGAUGAUCUCCGUCACUUUAAUCGUCUACAUCCAGGCAAACGUCAGCUGGUCGAUCGGCCUCGCGAUUCCGGCGAUCCUGAUGCUGAUCUCCUGCGCUCUGUUCUUCGGUGGCACGAAAAUGUACGUUAUCGUCAAAGCCAGCGGAAGUCCGGUCACCAGCUUGAUUCAGGUGUUCUUCGUAUCGAUCAAGAAACGAAAUUUGAAGUAUUCGGAUUCGAAUUCGCUCUUCAAUUACAUUCCUAAAAAAUCAAUCAACAAGCCCCUGCCUCACACCGACCAGUUCAAUUGGCUGGACAGAGCGGCAAUUUUGACUCCCACGGACAAAAUUAAUUCGGAAGACGGCUCCCCGGAGAAUCCGUGGAACCUUUGCAGCCUGCAGCAAGUGGAGGAAGCGAAAUGCGUGGUGAGGGUCCUUCCAAUCUGGGUCUCCGGCAUAAUCUACUACCUCGCCAUCGCGCAGCAGGGCACCUACGCGAUCUUCCAAGCCAAUCAAGCCGACCGGCGGCUGGGGAACACCAAAUUCCAAGUUCCGGCGGCGACGUACGGCGUGUUCCUCAUGCUCAGCCUGACGGCAUUCAUUCCGGUGUACGAUCGUGUCCUCGUCCCCUUCCUCCGGCGGCUCACCGGGAAAGAAGGCGGGAUCACGAUCCUCCAGAGGCUGGGCGUCGGAGUGCUGAUCUCUGUCUUCUCGAUGCUCGUCUCCGGCGUGGUGGAAGAGCAGCGCAGGCGCAUUGCCCUGACUAGGCCGACGCUCGGGAUGUCGGAUCGAAACAGGGGAGAAAUCUCGUCGAUGUCGGCGUUCUGGCUGGUGCCGCAGUUCGUGCUCGCCGGACUGGCGGAGGUGUUCGGCGCCGUCGGGCAGGUGGAGUUUUACUACAAGCAGUUUCCGGAGAACAUGAGGAGCGUGGCGGGGGCGUUGAAUUACUGCGGGAUCGCGGCGGGGAGUUACCUCAGCACGGCGCUGAUACAGUUGGUUCACCGGACGACGGAAGGGGCGCCGACGGGGAACUGGUUGCCGGAGGAUUUGAACAAAGGGAGGCUCGACUAUUACUAUUACUUGGUUGGUGGGUUGGGGGUUUUGAACUUUGGUUACUUUUUGUGGUGUUCAAGUGGGUACCGGUACAAGAAGGCGAAAGAUGAGGUGGUCGAACCGGAGGUGAAAGGGUCGGCUUGAUAGGGUUAGGAAACUUUGGUUGAACCGAUAGAUAUAUAGAGGAUUUUGAGUCGAUUUACUACGUUAUAAGGCGUUGGUAACUUGGAAAGUAUUUAGAUCUUCAUAAAUUUUACGGUGAGAUAUUGUGGUAUUUGGUACAUGGAGUAGUUGUACGAUUGACAUAUAAUGUCAACAGUUUUAGAGAUUUUAAUGUCAAGAGUAUCAAUACAAUGGUAGAAAUAUGUAUAAAUUUUUCCUCCUUUUGUAUAAGAGACAAAUAAGGUUAUCACAAUAAU